GGGCCUGGAGCGGCUGAGCUCGGGCGGGCGGAGGAAGCGGAACGAGAAGGUCCCGGCCAUGCUCCUGUCCCUGUGCUCGCUGCUGUUGGCCCCCACCCGGCUGCUGUUGGCCAUAUGGGACCUGGCAGCCAGGCUGGGGGUGGCAGUGGCCACGGUGGCCGCGGCUGUGGCCUAUGGGCUGUGGGGGCUGUGGGUGCUGCUGCGCAGGGGACCCAGAGCCACCUUCGGGCGCCGGGUGCGGGACCAGCCCCCCCCCGGCCUGGCUGAUGGCACCUAUGGGGAGCACAAGUACCUGCGGCUCAAGGACUCAGAGGUGGUGCUCCACUAUGUGACCCGGGGUCCUGCCACAGCCCCAUUGAUGCUGCUGCUCCAUGGCUUCCCCCAGAACUGGUUCUGCUGGCGCCACCUCCUGCAGGAGUUUGGUGGCCGGUACCGGGUGGUGGCUCUGGACCUCCGCGGCUAUGGAGCCUCCUCCAAGCCCCGCGAGCGGCAGCAGUACCGGCUGGAGCUGCUGCUGGAGGACGUGCGCCAGGUCAUCGAGGAGCUGGGAGCAGCCGGCAGGGCCCCCGGAGCCCCCCCCGCGACACACAAGUGUAUCCUGGUGGGACACGACUGGGGGGGGGUCCUGGCCUGGGAACUGGCCGAGGGGCACCCGGAGCUGGUGGAGAAGCUGGUGGUGAUGGAUGCGCCGCACCGCGCUGUCAUGGCGGGCUUCACCCUGGGUCACCCCACUCAGCUCCUUCGCUCCAGCUUCGUGUUCCUGUUCCAGCUGCCCUGGUUACCGGAGCUGCUGCUCUCCCUGGCGGACUUCGAGCUGGUGAAGCUCAUCCUGACCGGAGCAUGGACUGGGAUCCAGAGCCCCGGCCGGAGCCUGACGGAGCAGGAGCUCGAUGCCUACAUCUACAGCCUGGCCCAGCCUGGGGGGCUCAGCCCCCCCCUGCACCACUACCGGAACCUCUUCAGGGGCCCCCCGAUCCCCCGGGAGCCUCCCCCCAUCCCCACCCUGCUGCUGUGGGGUGGCCAUGACGCCCUCCUGGACCCGCGGUUGGUGCCAUCCCUGCGCCGGUGCCUGCGGCCCAGUGCCAGGCUCUGCCUGCUGCCCGAUGCCAGCCACUGGUUACCUGAGGACCAGCCCCGAGCCCUGGCACGCAUCAUACAGGACUUCCUGGAUGGGGGCAGCCUGCACCCAUAGUGCACCCAUGGGUGCUCACAUAGCGGUGCCUGUGGGUGCUGCCAUAGCGGUACCCAUGGGUGCUCACAUAGCGGUGCCCAUGGGUGCUCACAUAGCGGUACCCAUGGGUGCUCCCCAUAGAGGUACCCAUGGGUGCUCCCAUAGCGGUACCCAUGGGUGCUCCCCAUAGAGGCACCCAGGGUUGCUCCCAUAGUGGUACCCAGGGGGGUGCCAAUAGCAGCACCCAUGGGUGCUCCCAUAGUGGUACCCAGGGGGGUGCCAA
Melopsittacus undulatus (budgerigar) is the source of this 1454-nucleotide messenger RNA. RefSeq names its product epoxide hydrolase 3 (gene EPHX3). Bases 59 to 1192 code for a protein of 377 amino acids. The transcript is spliced from 7 exons. NCBI's taxonomy places the organism in Eukaryota, Metazoa, Chordata, Aves, Psittaciformes, Psittaculidae. The record is from RefSeq and is a predicted model, not a curated record. Gene Ontology annotation, molecular function: hydrolase activity.